AGGGGCAUUCCUGGUUCCUUACUGUAUUAUGUUGGUGAUUGGAGGAAUACCGUUGUUUUAUAUGGAAUUAGCUUUAGGACAAUUUAAUCGAAAAGGAGCUAUUACUUGUUGGGGAAGGUUAUGUCCGUUGUUUAAAGGUAUAGGUUAUGCAGUCGUCUUGAUAGCAUUUUACGUUGAUUUUUACUACAAUGUUAUAAUAGCGUGGGCUUUACGAUUCUUCUUCGCCUCUUUUACGAAUCUUCUACCAUGGACAACGUGUGACAAUUCUUGGAACACCCCAAACUGCAGACCAUUUGAAUUUCCAACUAGAAACUAUUCCGACUUCAAUCGGUCCGAGUUUGCAGAAAUAUCAGGUCCAUCGGACUCCCGCUUUGCAUCAGCUGCUUCGGAAUAUUUCAAUCGAGCUAUUCUGGAGCUUCACCAAAGCGAAGGACUCCACGAUUUGGGUGCCAUCAAAUGGGACAUUGCGCUGUGCCUUUUAGCUGUAUACGUUAUUUGUUACUUUUCUCUGUGGAAAGGAAUUUCCACUUCGGGAAAAGUGGUGUGGUUCACAGCUUUAUUUCCUUACGCCGUUCUGUUGAUACUUUUAGUUCGAGGGAUCACUCUGCCUGGGUCUGCGGAAGGGAUUCAGUACUAUUUGAAUCCGAAUUUUAGUGCUAUUGGAUCUGCAGAAGUAUGGGUGGAUGCAGCCACUCAAGUAUUUUUUUCGUUGGGUCCUGGUUUUGGAGUUCUGCUAGCGUACGCUUCUUAUAAUAAAUACCACAACAAUGUUUACAAAGACGCACUUUUAACGAGUGUAAUAAACUCAGCCACUAGUUUCAUCGCUGGCUUUGUUAUAUUCUCUGUGCUGGGCUACAUGGCUCACGCUGCUGGUAGACCAAUUCAAGAAGUAGCCACAGAAGGCCCGGGAUUAGUUUUUAUCGUGUAUCCAGCAGCAAUAGCUACGAUGCCCGGCAGUAUAUUUUGGGCGUUGAUAUUUUUUAUGAUGUUGCUCACACUAGGUUUAGAUAGUUCGUUUGGUGGUUCAGAGGCCAUAAUAACAGCCCUCAGUGACGAGUUCCCGAAAAUUGGACGAAACAGGGAAAUUUUUGUAGCGUGUUUAUUCACCCUUUACUUCCUAGUGGGCUUAGCAUCGUGCUCUCAAGGAGGAUUCUAUUUUUUUCUUCUACUGGACAGGUACGCCGCUGGCUAUUCUAUGUUGUUUGCCGUAUUUUUUGAAGCUAUAGCAGUUUCAUGGAUAUAUGGUACUCAACGAUUCUGUGAUGAUAUCCAAGACAUGAUUGGAUUUUCUCCUGGAUAUUAUUGGAGAUUCUGCUGGAAAUUUGCAGCGCCGGUGUUUCUGUUGUUUAUUAUUGUUUACGGGUUGCUGGGAUACGAACCCCUCUCCUACGAAAACUACGUGUAUCCUGGUUGGGCCAACGUCCUGGGUUGGGUAAUUGCUGGAUCUUCCGUCUUCAUGAUUCCUGCGAUUGGACUGUACAAGUUUAUUGUUACGCCAGGAUCUUGUUUAAAGAGGCUGAAAACACUAACAACACCAUGGCGUGAUACGCAACGGGGCUCCCAAGUCAACGGAGUGGUACAAUCAGAGAGUCAGCAAGUUCGAUUGUCGACGCCUGAAGUUCCAAACCAGGCGCCGGUUGAGGUGUGA
This is a messenger RNA of Diabrotica balteata, 1648 nucleotides long. NCBI's taxonomy places the organism in Eukaryota, Metazoa, Arthropoda, Insecta, Coleoptera, Chrysomelidae. The record is from the annotation of a GenBank genome assembly.